This is a messenger RNA of Vidua chalybeata, 3677 nucleotides long. RefSeq names its product poly(A) binding protein interacting protein 2B (gene PAIP2B). Gene Ontology annotation, molecular function: mRNA regulatory element binding translation repressor activity. Bases 157 to 534 code for a protein of 125 amino acids. NCBI's taxonomy places the organism in Eukaryota, Metazoa, Chordata, Aves, Passeriformes, Viduidae. The record is from RefSeq and is a predicted model, not a curated record. Gene Ontology annotation, biological process: negative regulation of translational initiation. Gene Ontology annotation, cellular component: cytoplasm. The transcript has 4 exons.
AGCGGCACCGGCCGGGCCCGAGGAUCAUCAGACCUGGAAAAUCCCACCAGGAUCAAACCCACUUCUUCCCAUGCUGGAAUCCCAGGGGCAGCGUGGGAUCCGGGAUCUGCAGCAGCUCCCUGAUUCCCGAAUUCCCCCAUCCCAGAGUCCCUAAGGAUGAAUGGCUCCGAGCUGGCCAGCACCACGGCCUCCAGUCCCAAAUCCACGGAGGAUCCGGUUGGGAAUGGGCACGAGGAGAAGGAGAACAACCCCUUCGCCGAGUACAUGUGGAUGGAGAACGAGGAGGACUUCAACCGGCAGGUGGAGGAGGAGCUGCAGGAGCAGGAAUUCCUGGAUCGCUGCUUCCAGGAGAUGCUGGAGGAGGAGGACCAGGAUUGGUUCAUCCCGGCGCGGGAUCUCCCGCAGGGAAUGGGGCAGCUCCAGCAGCAGCUCCACGGCCUCUCCGUGGGCGACGGACACGGAUCCGAGGACAUCCUGAGCAAAAGCAACUUGAAUCCAGAUGCCAAGGAAUUCGUUCCCGGAGUGAAAUACUGACCUUGGAAAUUCGGGAAUGGCCUGGCCAGAGACUGAUUCCCUGCUCCAGGGAAAAGUUGGGACAUGGGAAGAGCCCGGAGCGGCUCCAGCGCCGGGAUCUGCUCCAGCUCCAAGUACUUCUGGUUUUCCCUAUUUUUUUUUCCUUUUUUUUUUUUUUUUUUCCCUGGCUUUUCCUCACUUUUUCUUGGCAGUUUUUGGCUUCCUGGGAUUUGCGGCGACCCCGCCAGCGGGAAAAAUCUUGGGGGAAAUCAUGGAAAAAUCAUGGGGAAUCAAUCAUGGAAAAAUCACGGGAAAAUCAUGGAAAAAUCAUGGGGAAUCAAUCACGGGAAAAUCGUGGGAAAAUCAUGGGAAAAUCACAGGAAAAUCAUGGAAAAAUCAUGGGGAAUCGCGGGAAAAUCAUGGAAAAAUCACAGGAAAAUCAUGGGAAAUCAAUAAUGGGAAAAUCAGAGAAAAAUCAUGGAAAAAUCACAGAAAAUUACAGGAAAAUAAUGGGAAAAUCAUGGGAAAAAUCAUGGAAAAACCGUGGAAAAAUCAUGGGGAAUCGAUCACGGGAAAAUCAUGGGAAAAUCCCAGAAAAAUAAUGGGAAAAUAAUGGGAACUCAAUCAUGGGGAAAUCAGAGAAAAAUCAUGGAAAAAUCACAGAAAAUCACCGGAAAAUCAUGGAAAAAUCAUGGGGAAAUCAUGGGAAAUCAAUCAUGGGAAAAUCAGAGCAAAAUCAUGGAAAAAUCACAGAAAAUCACAGGAAAAAUCAUGGAAAAAUCAUGGAGAAUCAAUCAUGGGGAAAUCGUGGGAAAAUUACAGGAAAAUCAUGGAAAAAUCUUGGGAAAAUAAUGGGAAAUCAAUCAUGGGAAAAUCAGAGAAAAAUCAUGGAAAAACCACAGGAAAAUAAUGGGAAAAUCAUGGGAAAUCAAUUAUGGGAAAAUCAUGGAAAAAUCAGGUUUUCCUGCUUCUGGAGGAUUUUUAGGGUUGGGAGCUGUGCUGGAUUUUCCCUGAUCUUUUUUUUUUUCAGGAAUGUGUUUUCCCUGAUUUUUCUGGAAUGGGAUUUUUUUCCUGCUGGAAGUGAAGGGUUCCCGAAAUUCCUCCACAUGGAAGCUGAGCAGGGGGAUCCUGCCAAUUCCAGAGGUUUUUAGGGAAACCUGGAUUUCCCCAAAAUUCCUCUUCCCCUUAAGGAAUUCCUCAGCUCAUCCAACACUACAGCCCUAAUCCCUCAUGGGGGAAAAUCCAAGGAAAACUGAAUUCCUGGCAGAGAGGAGAGGGAUCCUCUGUUGGGAUGAGGGAUAUUUUGGGAUGUGGUGGGAAUAUCCUGGUGCUGAUCCCUUUCCCAAGGAUCCUGGAGUGGGAUCCGUGUCUCCAGCAGAAUUUGAUCCUGGGAAUUUCCUUCCCCAUCCAUGGGAGCUGCAGCUCCCGAAUUCCCAAGGUUCUAAAAGGCUCAGAAAUCCAGGGAAUGCAGGAGCUCCUUGGGAUUGGGAAUCGCUGUCCAGGGAAAUCCGGAACUUUUUGGGAUUGGGAAUCCCUUUUCAAGGAAAUCAGGAACUUCCCAAGGUCAGAAAUCCCUAUCCAAGGAAAUCCAGAGCUCCUUGGGAUUUGGAAUCCCUCUCCAGGGAAAUCAGGAACUUUUUGGGAUUGGGAAUCUCUAUCUAGGGAAUGCAGGAGCUCCUUGGGGUUGGGAAUCCCUGUCCAAGGAAAUCAGGAAUUUUUGGGAUUGGAAAUCCCUAUCCAAGGAAAUCAGGAACUUCCCAAGGUCAGAAAUCCUGUCCAGGGAAAUCAGGAACUUUUUGAGAUUGGAAAUCCUUAUCCAAGGAAAUCAGGAACUUCCCAAAUUCAGAGAUCUAUCCAGGGAAACCAGGAACUUCCUGGAAUUGGGAAUCCCUGUCCGGAGAAAUCAGGAGUGUCUUGGGAUUGAAAAUCCCUACAGAGGAAAAGUAGGAGCUCCUUGGGGUCAGGAAUCCUUAUCCAAGGAAAUCCGGAGCUCCUUGGGAUUGGGAAUCCCUAGCCAAGGAAAUCAGGAGCUUUUUUGGGAUUUGGAAUCCCUGUCCAAGGAAAUCAGGAACUUUUUGGGAUUGGGAAUCUCUAUCUAGGGAAUGCAGGAGCUCCUUGGGGUUUGGAAUCGCUAUCCAAGGAAAUCAGGAAUUUUUGGGAUUGGAAAUCCCUCUCCAAGAAAAGUGGGAGCUUCCUAAGGUCAGAAAUCUGUAUCCAAGGAAAUCAGGAACGUUUUGGGAUUGGAAAUCCUUAUCCAAGGAAAUCAGGAAUUCCCUGGGGCCAGAAAUCCCUAUCCAAGGAAAUCCAGAGUUCCUUGGGAUUUGGAAUCCCUCUCCAAGGAAAUCAGGAACAUUUUUGGGAUUGGAAAUCCCUGUCCAAGGAGAGCAGGAGCUCCUUGGGGCCAGAAAUCCCAUCCAAGGAAAUCAGGAACGUUUUGGGAUUGGAAAUUCCUGUCCAAGGAAAUCAGGAACUUCCUGAGGUGAGAAAUCCCUAUCCAAGGAAAUGUGGAGUUCCUUGGGGUUGGGAAUCCCUCUCCAGGGAAAUCAGGAACGUUUUGGGACUGGGAAUGUCUAUCCAGAGGUAUCAGGAACUUUUUGGGAUUGGAAAUCCCUACAGAGGAAAAACAGGAGCUCCUUGGGGUUGGGAAUCCCUGUCCAGGGAAAGCAGGAAUUCCCAGGGUCACAAACCCCUAUCCCUGGAAAACGGGACCUUUCUCAGGGUUGGGAAUGCCAAACCAGGGAAGGCAGGAGCUUUCCAGCUCCCUUUUCCAGGGAAUCCUGGGAAAGCAGCACCAGCAGCUGCUCAGCCGUGAAAAUUCCCGUUCCCUGAGCGAAAGCAGCUCACGGAUCAGCGGGAUCGGGGCCGCCGGAGCGUGAACAGCCCUGAGCUCAUGGAAUUCCCGGCACUUCCCGCUUUUCCCAGCCCCUCUGGAAGCAGCGGCCCCGUGGCGAUCCCACCCUACAAACCCCAUUUGGGGCCGUUUUUUGGCUGGGCAGGACGGGAUCCUGGAGCGAUCCCACAUUUUCCCCUCCUCUUUUUCCCGGUUUUCCUUGGAUUUCCCCCCCAAUUCCCUACCUUCCCCACCCCCUCCCUCCCCCAAUGCUGUAAAUUUCGGACGAGGCGUUAUCCCAAAUAAACUUUUUUUGGAAGUUUUCCUUGGAAAA